CAAUCCAUUAACAUAGGCUGGUCCUGUAUUCAAACUUCGAAUGCUGAUCUUAGCAGUGGCCACUAUCGCCCACCUGCCGCAAACUUCCGUGCGUUCAUCCAUUCCCUCCAAGACAAAGGGGUCGACAUGUCCCAUGUAUCUAUCAGCAAAUCAUAUGCGGUUUUGGCGGGGAUCGAGGGAUAUACUCGAGCGAAACGAAAGGUGCGCACUAUGCAGGAAAAGGUGGAUGGUGUUAUACAUAAGUUUCACUGGGCUCGCCAGGAACAUGCGGAGAACCGUCAGCGGGGUGAAACCGACAUCAAUAAAGGUAAAACGGAUGAGCCAACCAGCCAGAAUCCAACCUUGGAUGAUCAUUGGGAUAGGGGCGCUCCAAGCCUCGAUCUUCCAUACCGCACAAAGCCGGGUGCAGGGCCACGCGGGUCACAAUCUACAGGAGAGGUUGGACAACAGAGCUCGUCUAGUGUUCCUGAAGACCACACGAUAUAAUAGGUACUCGAUACUAUCGUGUGUAAGACUCGGGUAGUCUUUUCUUAUACUCCGUAUGUACUUUUAUCAUGUUUGAUAGACCCCUCUAGAGUGUAGUUGUUAUACCCAGAAUUGACUAUUGUUCUUCCU
Aspergillus heteromorphus CBS 117.55 is the source of this 615-nucleotide messenger RNA. RefSeq names its product IQ calmodulin-binding motif protein. Bases 127 to 486 code for a protein of 119 amino acids. The transcript has a single exon. NCBI's taxonomy places the organism in Eukaryota, Fungi, Ascomycota, Eurotiomycetes, Eurotiales, Aspergillaceae. The record is from RefSeq and is a predicted model, not a curated record.